ACAUCUGUAUCCCUGCAACCGCCAACCGUUUUUCCGAGAAACCUGCUCGCCUCGCCUCUCCACACGCCUAUCGUCGUCGUCCUCUCCCUCCCUGGCUCGCUCGAUCUGCAUCGUCUGUCUCAGUUGGUGGGGGGUGUCCGGGCUAUCUGUUCAUCCGUUGAAGUGGUCUCUUGGAUCUAUCUCUCGAUCUCUGCCUCAGCUUUUCCUUCCUCCCUCCAGCUUGUUUAACGGGUCCUCGCGAUCGAUCGGUCGCUAGCUCCCAGCUACCUGGUCAACGUACAGCAGGCGGGCAACAGUUUCCGCCGUGUCGUGUGUUUAUAUACGCGCGCGCGGCCGGUCUUCUCGCUUCCGCCUGCAUCGGCGGCGGCGGCGGCGUCGGCGUCUUCGUCCGAUCUAUCAUCCCAAUCUCUUUUGUUGCCAUUGCCUGCAUGUACGUUAGUGACCAGCCCCCAUCGGCCCAUCCAAAGAAUCCCCUUGUUGCCAUUGGCCGUCCGCCUGUCCCGCCUCCCGUCCCUACGACCAGUUCCUCGAUUGCAAGCUAGUAGAUAGCUUCCAUCGUCCAGGGCGCGCGGGCAAGCGCUGUACCGUCCGUCCGUCCGUCCGUCGCGUCGACCCCACAGAUCGAUCCCGCGCGGUCGAUCCGCUGACGCCGACGGCCGAUCGCUAGCUGCUGGUGGUGGUGGCCUUGCACUUGCACGUUGCACCGGCGGCAGGCAGAGAUCGCGCGCGGCUGGGCGCCAGCAUGCACGGCAACAACGGCAGCGGCGAGCAGCACUCGCCGAGGUCGCCCAAGUCGUCGGCGUCCCCGCGCGGCGGGGGCGGCGGCGGCGGAGCGGCGAAGCUCCCGAGCAGCGCGGCGGCCUGGCUGGUGGACAGCCGCUGGGCGCUGUCGGCCGCGCUGAGCCUGCUGCUGUUCCUGGCCGUCGCGCUCGCCGUCACGUCCUUCUCCUCCUCCUCGUCGCCCUACAUCGUCUCCCCGUCGUCCUUCUUCUCCUCCCUCCCCGUCCCCGUCCCCGCCAGCCGCGCCGCCGCCGCCAACCACUCCCAGUCCCAGUCGCCGCCUCCUCCCCCCGGCGCCGGCGUGCCGCGGCUGGCCUACCUCAUCUCCGGCUCCAAGGGCGACCUGGACCGCCUGUGGCGCGCGCUGCACGCGCUGUACCACCCGCGCAACCAGUACGUGGUGCACCUGGACCGCGAGGCCCCCGUGGCGGAGCGCCUGGAGCUGGCGGCCCGCGUCGCCAACGCCACCGUCUUCCGCCGCGCCGGCAACGUCCACGUCAUCCGCCGCGCCAACAUGGUCACCUACCGCGGCCCCACCAUGGUGUCCAACACGCUGCACGCCUGCGCCGUCCUCCUCCGCCGCGGCGGAGCCUGGGACUGGUUUAUCAACCUCUCCGCCUCCGACUACCCGCUCAUGACGCAGGACGACAUCCUGCACGUAUUCUCCACGGUGCCCAGGAACGUCAACUUCAUCGAGCACACCGGCUACCUAGGCUGGAAGGAGGGGCAGCGUGCUCGGCCUCUGAUCGUGGACCCGGGGCUGUACGGCUCCAAGAAGCAGGACAUCUUCUGGGUGUCGCAGAAGCGGGAGCUGCCGACGGCGUUCAAGCUCUUCACGGGCUCCGCCUGGGUGGCGCUGACGCGGGACUUCGUGGAGUACACGGUGUGGGGGUGGGAUAACCUGCCGCGCACCCUGCUCAUGUACUACGCCAACUUCGUCUCCUCCCCGGAGGGCUACUUCCAGACGCUGCUCUGCAACGCGCCCCGCUUCGUGCCCACCGUCGCCAACCACGACCUGCACCACAUCCAGUGGGACGUGCCGCCGCGCCAGCACCCGCACCCGCUCGCGCUCGCCGACAUGCCCGCCAUGCUCGCCAGCGGCGCGCCCUUCGCCCGCAAGUUCCCGCGGGACGACCCCGUGCUCGACGCCAUCGACGACGGCCUCCUCGCGCGCCCGCGCACCGCCAACGCCACCGCGGCCUUCGUGCCCGGCGGCUGGUGCGGCGCCGACGCCGAGUGCCGCGCCGUCGACAACGACUGGGUGCUCAGGCCUGGGCCCGGAGCCCAGCGCUUCCGGAGGCUCAUCGACAGGAUCGUCAGGUCAGAGGCCUUCCCCAACAGGCAGUGCAAGUAGCGUCCUCGUCGUCAUCAUGUGUGUGGUUGUGUUUGUGUGUGUACAGGAAAAAAAACACCAGACGGUUUGUUGUACUCAUGUAGUGGACACUGGAGAUGAUCAUACUUCACUUUUCAUAUAACAACAAUACACACAUAAAACAUGCUAGUGUUAGCGA
This is a messenger RNA of Zea mays, 2291 nucleotides long. Its product is annotated as xylosyltransferase oxt. Bases 743 to 2134 code for a protein of 463 amino acids. Lineage: Eukaryota; Viridiplantae; Streptophyta; Magnoliopsida; Poales; Poaceae. Gene Ontology annotation, cellular component: membrane. Gene Ontology annotation, molecular function: glucuronosyltransferase activity. The record is from RefSeq and is marked validated. The transcript is spliced from 3 exons.